Messenger RNA from Melitaea cinxia (Glanville fritillary), 885 nucleotides. Its product is annotated as trypsin-3-like. Gene Ontology annotation, biological process: proteolysis. The transcript is spliced from 5 exons. The coding region runs from base 1 to 885 and encodes 294 amino acids. Gene Ontology annotation, molecular function: serine-type endopeptidase activity. NCBI's taxonomy places the organism in Eukaryota, Metazoa, Arthropoda, Insecta, Lepidoptera, Nymphalidae. The record is from RefSeq and is a predicted model, not a curated record.
AUGCGAAUAAUACUUGAAAAUGUCAAGAUAAGUGGAACUUAUAGUCAAACACCUGAGGUGUCGUACGAACGUUAUUCUGACUUCAAGAUAUAUCAUCUCAGUCAAGAUGAGUACUUUAUCUGUGAUAUUGUUGUUUUUAGUUUUUCCUCGUCAUUGCCAACGACAGAAUUGGAUCGAUCGAGUCGUAUUGUAAACGGAUUUGAAAUUGAUAUAAGCGAAAUACCAUAUCAAGCAACACUAUGGCGUAAAUCAAGUUUAGCCUGGGCCUAUAGGUGUGGAGCUAGCAUUAUAUCCACCGAUGUUUUGGUAACAGCGGCACAUUGCAUUGAAGGUUAUGAGUCGAAUCCUUCAUUAUUUAGAGUGUCAGUUGCGACUUCCGAUCGACUCUCCGGCGGAGAUUCAUACGAAGUGUCCAAGAUUUUUGCCCACGAGGGUUAUUCUUCUUUUACACUAGAACAUGAUAUAGGACUACUUGUUACUUCUCAGAAAAUGAAGUUUAGUUACAAAGUUAACGCCAUAUCUAUCGCAGAACCCAAUAUCAAUAUUCCACCUGGAAAAAGUGCAUUAGUCUCUGGAUUUGGAACUACUUCGUAUCAAGGCACAGUAUCGAAAUCUCUGCUCGCCGCGAGCGUGAAUAUCAUCUCACAAGAAGAGUGCACUCGAGCUUACCUUCAAAUAGCUGCGAUCACACCCGGGAUGAUAUGCGCUAGCGCAAAUAAUCCUCCGAGAGACGCUUGCCUAGGCGACUCUGGUGGGCCUUUAGUUGCUGAUAACACUUUAAUUGGUAUUGUAUCUUGGGGUGAAGGUUGCGCUACCUACCCAGGCGUGUACACUAGGGUUUCUGACUAUUACUCGUGGAUAGUAAACAAAAUUGCACUAGCGUAA